UAUGGUGGUGGUGGAUUAUAAAGAAAAGAAGCAUGAAUCUGACUUAUCUUCUGGGGAAAAGUGUCGAAGUGGUGAAAACAUACUACGCUGCUACUUUAGGUGGAUACAUCAGCACAUGUGACUCACAACAUGAAAACAUUGACCUGUAAGGAUGGCUACAAGACUGUUAUUGUUAUAAACUGACUGGAGUCAACCGCAGAGAGGAGGAUGACAACAGUCAACUCAAAGCACCCUUUCCACACAGCUUAUUUUGGAGAGUCGAGAACCACAAAGUGAUACUGGACAUCUUUCUUGGCCUCGGAGCAGACUGCUCCCCAUCAUUCCUGCAAAAGCACAACAAAAUUAUCAUUACAAUCUCAUCUACUUCAACUUGUUACUCUGUACUGUGAAUGUUUUUAAAUGCCCCUAUAUGAUCUUGCUCAUUAUCUUUUGUGACUGCUUCAGGUCUAGUCAUCUGAUCCAAAACUGUAAUUAAAUUACAAUAGGGACAGUCGGUUUUAUACCUGAAUGUAUAAAUGGUACGUUAACUCUGUGACUCUUUUAAUUUUCAGCUAAACGUUCUCACAGUACUAGCAUAUAAACUAGUGUUAUUAUUGGGCUUAAUGUGUAUAAACUAGGGCUGCACGAUAUAUCGAAAAAUUAUCGUUAUCUCGAUAAUAGUAUAUGCGAUAUCCAUAUCACAGAGAGUUGCGAUAAAUUACAUUUAUUUUAUGUGUUAAUCAUUUGUGUGUUGCAUGCUUAGAUUGUCCAAAUUGGACCAAUCAGAAGGGGGCUUACAUGCCUUAUACCCGCCAAGUAGGUGCUAUUAUACAAAGUACUAUUGGCUAGACUGCGGGCCCAAAGGUGAACCUCACGGCUCAAAGCACUGCAGAGAGCGUAAAAUAAAUAUAGCAGGAAUAGAGACGAGCCAGGAAAAUGACAGCGACGAACUUGUGCCUAAAAAGAACGGUACGUCUGAAGUAUGGCAAUAUUUUGGCUUCAAGAGAGAAGGCGUGUCACAAAUGCAGGUACUGUUUAAGUUGUGCCGCAAAACUGUGGUCACGCCGAGAGGAAAUGCAACUAAUCUCCGCAGUCAUCUGGAACACAACCACAGGGGGUUGUAUGAAGACUUCCGAAAGUUUAAGGCCAAAUCUACCAAAACUGCUAACGAAAAGCCAAGUAAAAUACAGGAGUCGUACAGACAACCAUCGAUCGAGGUUUUACAAAUGCAACGCCUUAUGAAAAAACGUUGAAACGGCACAAGGAAAUAACAGAUGCUAUUACACGCUUUAUAGCUAAAGACAUGAUGCCUGUUAACACCGUGAGCAAUGAAGGCUUUGUUGGUCUAAUUAACAAAUUAGACCGAAGAUAUCAGCUGCCUUCGCAGAUAUUUCCCCAAAUCCGACACCAGUGAAAACAUAGCCCAUGGGCUGCAGGAUGUUUUAGCCAGCUGGAACUUAAAAGAGGAAAAUCAAGUGUCCAUUACAACGGACAACGGCGCCAAUGUGGUGAAGGCUACCGAAUUUAAUAAUUGGGUCAGACUACAAUGCUUUGGACACCGCUUGCAUCUGGCCAUCGAAAAUGCUGUUAAAAGUGAUGAAGCGCAUUACUCGAGCUGUUGGUCUCUGCAAAAAGUUAGUGGGACAUUUCUCCCACACCUGGAAAGGGAAGAUGGCACUGAAAAAAGCUCAAAAAGAGCACAAACUUCCAGAGCACUCUCUCAUCACAGAAUGCCCUACAAGGUGGGGUUCGAGGCAGAGAAUGAUUCAGAGAGUUCUUGAGCAGCAGCCGGCCAUAAGCGAUGUCCUGUCAGCAGACAGAAAGUCAAGACAUUUAGUUCCUUCCUGGCAGGAUCUAGAUGUACUCGAGUCUAUAAACCAGGCAUUGCAGCCUCUGCAAGAAUUUACAGAUGCUCUAUCAGGUGAAAGUUACGUAAGUGUUUCAUAUGUGAAAUCUGUACUCCACUUGAUGAACACCUCAAUUCUUGCUGCAAAGGAAGAAGAGAGUGAUUUAACAAAGUCCAUAAAGAAGAAGAUUCUAGAGUACAUGAACACGAAGUAUGACAACCCAGCAACUCAAGAACUGCUGGACAUGACCUGCUUUAUGGACCCCAGAUUCAAAGCCGGCUACAUCAGCUCUGACAAGGUGUCAGACAUCAAAGCCAGGGUGAUGACUGAAAUUGAAGCAACUGUGCCAAAGGAGUAAUGAAGAUCACCAGGGCAUGGGUCCAUCAGAUGUCACCCCAAAGAAGGCCAAAAAAUCCCUGGGCAGUUUCUUCAAGACAUCCCCAGCUCCAUCUUCUAUGGAACCAUCGCACACUUUGGAAGUUGAAUUGAACAACUACAUGAUGUCUCCCACCAUAGACAGUGAGAUGGACACUCUCACUUGGUUGCAAGUCCAUCAGGUCGACUUCCCACACCUGAGUAAACUAGCCAGGAAGUAUCUCUGUAUACCAGCAAGUAGUUCACCUUCAGAGAGACUUUUUAGUACCUCAGGAAAUGUUGUGACGUGCCAACGCACAUGUUUAAAACCGCGUCCUUUUUUUGUCACAUCCAUAACGCAUGUUUAUUUCCCUUUUCUUAAAUAUACAUUUUUUUUCAUAGACUGACAUUUUUUGAUGUUUAGACUCUAUCAACAAGGGUUCUGUAAAAUAUAAACAGAUGGUUCAAUAUAAUCGUAACAAAUUCAUUCUCUGAGCAUUUUUAUGUCACGUCCACAACGCAAAAUGUCACGUCCAUAACGCUGGAAUUGCCCAUAUACAGUAUAUAGAAAUGAAAAGCAGAAACACCCAGCUGCCUUCAACCGAUUUGUGGGAACAUAGCAUGUUAGAGUAUUGCAAGAGAAUGUCUUCUAUGCUUUCUGAUGUCUGUGUGCAGGUAAAAGCAGCACUAGCUCGAGCAGCAAACAAACCACUGCAUGAUGUGAAACCUGGAGAUUUCUUAGGUUAAAGACCUACGGAGGAAACAUUGGAGAUCAAGGCGGUGGCAAGGGCCCUUUCAAGUGCUUCUGGUCACCCACACAGCAGUAAAGAUAGCAAAGAAGAGCACCCGUGUGAUGAAAAGUUUUUAGGACACUGUUUUCUUUUAUAAAAAUUCCCAACUUUAGGGUUGUUUAAUGACAAAAAGGGGGAAGUGUGGAGGAAAUUUUUAUUUUAAUGCUUUUGCAAACUUGUGAUUUACAAACUAAUCUAAGAAUAUGUAUUCCUUUCUUCUAUUGACACAAGUGUGAGAUUGUUAGCGAGUUCUAGGAGUGUUUCACUGAUUGUAGCAGAACAGAGGCCUAUGUGGGGGUUGUGUUAAACAUAUUCUUCCAGAAUGAAUGAUAUCUUGUGUUAUUGAGAAGGGAAGAUGUGCAUGGCCUUGGAGCUGUGGAUAAGACUGAAACAUAGCAUGGGAAAAUGUAAAAUGAGACUUGAUUGGUGGGGAAGAGAGCAGUAGGGGUAUAAAAAUGGUAUGCAGAUAACAGAGAGUGUUCCACUCUCUGCAGACUGAUGAUUGUCACUCUGUUUUAAGUUGAUCCUGCUUGCAAGCAAAUAAAUAUUUUCA
Triplophysa rosa is the source of this 3524-nucleotide messenger RNA. Its product is annotated as zinc finger BED domain-containing protein 4-like. The transcript has 3 exons. Bases 1561 to 2184 code for a protein of 207 amino acids. NCBI's taxonomy places the organism in Eukaryota, Metazoa, Chordata, Actinopteri, Cypriniformes, Nemacheilidae. The record is from RefSeq and is a predicted model, not a curated record.